Messenger RNA from Pimephales promelas (fathead minnow), 1920 nucleotides. The record is from RefSeq and is a predicted model, not a curated record. NCBI's taxonomy places the organism in Eukaryota, Metazoa, Chordata, Actinopteri, Cypriniformes, Leuciscidae.
AUGGGAUACCGAAGCAAGAGCCAAGUGAGACUCAAAGCUGGCGCGGUUCCUUCAGUGCACACCGCAUCUUCAGCGGGUUCUCCCGCCGGCGGGAGACAUGAUGGUCACGGAUCCGUCAGAGAUGCAGCUCGACGAAAACGUGAACUGUGCACCGUUUUAUCAGAAAAUCCAUGUGAUGAAGGGGGAGAUGCAUCUUCAGCCAGUGCUGCGGUGCUUGUUUCUGACCCAGCGCAAGAGCCUUUCUCUCCACUGGCCCCUCAAUCAUCUGUGCUUCACUGUGGCUCACAGUGUGACCUCAGACCUUCACAUCGUUCAUCAGCUGUCCAGGCACAACCCAAGAUGGUCAGUGUGGGGACUCAGACAGAAAUGUUUAAGAAACCAACAUCAACUCCACUGCCCAGUCCUGUGCACAGUGAUGAUGAAUCCUCUGUUUUCAUGGACGAACCUGGUGAUAUGCCAUGGUUCCCAGAGGGGGAAAUGAGAAGUGAUUCAUCUGAUGAGGAACCACAGCAGGAAUCUCACCCUGACCUCAAUGCUGCUGACAAGUUCAUUGUGUGCCAAAGCCAGCUGAUGUCUCUCUUUACCAUUUGCCCAGCCUGUUCUGGGGAAACCCAAGGCAAUGUUGAGAAGCAGGAGGGAACUUUUGUAAAAAUAAAGCAAGUCUGUGCAGCAUGUGGGUAUCAGCGUUUUUGGCAGAAUCAGCCAAUGCUGCAUCGAAAUAUGCCGGCCUGCAACCUAUUACUGAGUGGGGCCAUCCACUUUUCAGGUUGCAUGGCUACCCAGACCAUCCGCAGCGAUCAUCAGAGAUCUGAAAGAGAUGAGGGGGGACUGAUCCUGUCUGGUGACUGCAGGUCAGAUUCACCUGGCCAUUGUGCAAAAUAUGGCACAUACUCUUUGAUUGAGGACAGGAUCAAUAAGGUUUUAGAUCUUCAACUUGUCCAGAGCUCCGAGGUCCCAAGUAGCACCUGGUGUGAGUUAGAGGGCCUAAAGCGCAGCAUAAACUUUCUGACUCAGCAACAUAUGCAAGUGUCUGCCCUCAUCACAGACAGAAAUCGGCAGGUUGCCAAGUGGGUACGGGAGGAGUUGUGUCCCAAAGGAACAAGCCAUUUCUUUGAUAUUUGGCAUAUUGGCAAAAGCCUAGGGAAAGCAUUGGAUGCUGCUGCAAAGGAGAGGGAGUGUGAAGAUCUGAAGCUGUGGAGGCCAGCUAUUAUUAACCAUCUCUACUGGACUGCAGCUUCCACCCCUAAUGGAGAUGCAGAUGUGAUGGAGGCCAAGUGGAGAAGCAUGGUCAACCAUGUUCAGGACAUCCACGAACAUGGCACUGCUACAUUUCCUUGCUGUGCACAUCCACCUCUGGAGGGUGAAGCAAGGAACAAGGAGUGGCUGGAACCAGGAUCAACUGUAGCAGUUAAACUGGAGAGUGUAGCUACUAGAACAGCGCUGGUAAAGGAUGUUCGGCAGUUGUCCCCACAGCAUCAGACUUUUUCACUGGAGGCAUUUCACUCCCUGAUCCUGCACUUUGCACCGAAGCACACUGGGUUCUCCUUCCUUGGGAUGCACAGCAGACUUCUCUUGGCAGCCCUGCAUUUCAACCACAAUGGCAGCAGAGAGGUAGCUCGAACCAGUGAUGGUGAGGCAUGUUAUGCGGUUCGCUACCCAAGGUUCCGCAAAGGUGGCUGGGUAGUCCGUCCUGUAAAGGAAAAGCCAUCAUAUGCAUAUGCAUCAGCCCUCAUGGAGUCUCUGAGAGAGGAAUACUCUAGGUCACCACAGGCUCUACGAGAACGCAGUGCAGUUUUGUCUUCCUCUACACCUGCUCCCCUUUCCAGAUCCCUCCAGAGGAUCAACAAGGAUGAGGCUGUUGGCGUGUAUCUAUCACAGCAUUCACGAUUUAACACGUUAAUUACACCUUAGUAUGAUACC